Messenger RNA from Cynocephalus volans (Philippine flying lemur), 1152 nucleotides. RefSeq names its product neuropeptide Y receptor Y2 (gene NPY2R). The transcript has a single exon. Gene Ontology annotation, molecular function: neuropeptide Y receptor activity; neuropeptide binding. NCBI's taxonomy places the organism in Eukaryota, Metazoa, Chordata, Mammalia, Dermoptera, Cynocephalidae. The coding region runs from base 4 to 1152 and encodes 382 amino acids. The record is from RefSeq and is a predicted model, not a curated record. Gene Ontology annotation, biological process: G protein-coupled receptor signaling pathway. Gene Ontology annotation, cellular component: plasma membrane; neuron projection.
AAAAUGGGCCCAGGAGGUGCAGAGGCUGAUGAGAACCAGACAGUGGAAGAAAUGAAGGUGGAGCAGUAUGGGCCACAGCAAACCACUCCUAGAGAUGAGCUGGCCCCUGACCCUGAGCCAGAGCUUAUAGAUAGCACCAAGCUGAUUGAGGUGCAGGUGGUCCUCAUAUUGGCCUAUAGCUCCAUCAUCUUGCUUGGAGUAAUUGGCAACUCCUUGGUGAUCCAUGUGGUGAUCAAAUUCAAGAGCAUGCGCACAGUAACUAACUUUUUCAUUGCCAAUCUGGCUGUGGCAGAUCUUUUGGUGAACACCCUGUGCCUACCAUUCACUCUUACCUACACCUUAAUGGGGGAGUGGAAAAUGGGUCCUGUCCUGUGCCACCUGGUACCCUAUGCCCAGGGCCUGGCAGUACAGGUGUCCACAAUCACCUUGACCGUAAUUGCCCUGGACCGGCAUCGAUGUAUUGUCUACCACCUGGAGAGCAAGAUCUCCAAGCGAAUCAGCUUCCUGAUUAUUGGCUUGGCCUGGGGCAUCAGUGCCCUGCUGGCAAGUCCCCUGGCCAUCUUCCGGGAGUAUUCACUGAUUGAGAUUAUUCCAGACUUUGAGAUUGUAGCCUGUACUGAGAAGUGGCCUGGUGAGGAGAAGAGCAUCUAUGGCACUGUCUACAGUCUUUCCUCCUUGUUAAUCCUGUAUGUUUUGCCUUUGGGCAUCAUAUCUUUUUCCUACACUCGUAUCUGGAGUAAACUGAAGAACCAUGUCAGCCCUGGAGCUGCUAAUGACCACUACCAUCAGCGAAGACAAAAAACCACCCAAAUGCUGGUGUGUGUGGUGGUGGUGUUUGCCGUCAGCUGGCUGCCUCUCCAUGCCUUCCAACUUGCUGUCGACAUUGAUAGCCAGGUCCUGGACCUGAAGGAGUACAAACUCAUCUUCACGGUGUUCCACAUCAUCGCCAUGUGCUCCACCUUUGCCAACCCCCUUCUCUAUGGCUGGAUGAACAACAACUACAGAAAGGCUUUCCUCUCAGCCUUCCGCUGUGAGCAGAGGUUGGAUGCCAUUCACUCUGAGGUGUCCGUGACAUUCAAGGCUAAAAAGAACCUGGAAGUCAAAAAGAACAAUGGCCCCGCUGACUCUUUCACAGAAGCCACAAACGUUUAA